AUGUCCACCCGCACCCCCGUCUCCAUCUCCCCACCCACCGACGCCUUCGCCGCCUACUCCCAAGACAUCUCCCGCGCAAUCAUGACCUCCCGUUCCAAGCCAACCAAGCUGUCCGACAGUCUAGUCGACGGGAUGCCACCCGCACCACCCCCGUCACCCGUCAGCUUCGCCAUUGACAGUAACGGCGGGAAAAGGGGCGCCAAGCGAUCGAAGAUUCCUAGUCUGAGCCUCGAGUAA
Penicillium canariense is the source of this 237-nucleotide messenger RNA. RefSeq lists its product as uncharacterized. NCBI's taxonomy places the organism in Eukaryota, Fungi, Ascomycota, Eurotiomycetes, Eurotiales, Aspergillaceae. The coding region runs from base 1 to 237 and encodes 78 amino acids. The record is from RefSeq and is a predicted model, not a curated record. The transcript has a single exon.